Alnus glutinosa is the source of this 4117-nucleotide messenger RNA. Its product is annotated as DEAD-box ATP-dependent RNA helicase 42. Lineage: Eukaryota; Viridiplantae; Streptophyta; Magnoliopsida; Fagales; Betulaceae. The record is from RefSeq and is a predicted model, not a curated record. Gene Ontology annotation, biological process: mRNA splicing, via spliceosome. Bases 227 to 3685 code for a protein of 1152 amino acids. Gene Ontology annotation, molecular function: ATP binding; nucleic acid binding; RNA helicase activity. The transcript is spliced from 3 exons. Gene Ontology annotation, cellular component: nucleus.
GCAGAGCGAUGGCCCAUUUGGCGUUGGUUGAAGAAUAUGCACCCAUUGCAGUGACGACCCGCUGAAGAGAAACAGCACUUAGCGCGACGUGGAGGUCUCCUCACUUACGCUAGCCGCUGAUUUUAUUCGACCAAAGACGAAGAGGUUAGGGUUUUGCGGAUUUUAUCUCUGGAUCCAUCGUCGAUUCGAAUUUGUUGCUUGGGAGCUUAAUUUCGCGGAGGAAGCAAUGGAUGAGGGAAAACAUAAAUCUAGGAGAGAGGAAUCGGAGAGGAGUGAGGAGGAUGUGAAGCGGAGCCACCACCGGGAUCGCGAGAGAGAAAGAGAGAAGGAGAGGAAUGGAGAGAGGCACAAGGAAAAGAGGAGCAGAGAUAGUCGGCGAUCGGAGAGAGAGAGGAGCAGUGAUUCCGAUGACAAGUAUGAGAAGGAGAGGGAGAAGGAGAAGCAGAGAGAAAGGGAAAAAGCCAGAGAGAAGAAGAGGGAAAGAGAGAGGGAAGAUAGAGAGAGGGAGAAAGAGAGAGAGAAAGAGAAGAGGGAGAGGGCGAGGGAGAAGGAAAGAGAGAGAGAGAAGAGGGAAAGGGAGAGAGAGGAGAGGGAGAGGGAGAGGGAGGAGAGGGAGAGGGAGAGGGAGAGGGAGAGGGAGAAGGAGAAGGAGAAGGAAAGGGAGAGGAGGGAGCGCGAAAAAGAGAGGGAGAAGGAAAGAGAGAAGGAGAGGAGGAGGCGGAGAGAAGCCGAUAAUGAUGGCAGCGAUGGUGAUGAUGAGCACAGGGACCGUGACAGGAAGCGGCGGAGGAGAGACGAUGAUGAUUACAGGGAGAGAGAUCGUGAACGGAGCAGCAGCAGGCCUCGCAAGCACAGGGAUGACAGUGAAGAGAGGAAAAAGAGUGGUGACGAUGAUUCAGAUAAGAUAGAGAAGAGACAAACACGGGAAGAGGAGUUAGAGGAUGAGCAGCGGAGAUUGGAUGAGGAAAUGGAAAAGAGGAGGAGGAGAGUGCAGGAGUGGCAAGAGUUGAAGAGAGCCAAGGAAGAAGCAGAGAGAGAGAAUCAUGGGGAAGUGAAUGCUGAUGAACCAAAGUCUGGUAAGGCCUGGACUCUUGAAGGAGAGUCCGACGACGAAGAAGUACCGCAUACAGAAAAAUCGGAGACAGAAAUGGAUGUGGAUGAAGAGGCCAAGCCUACCAGUGUAGAAGUGGGUGAUGGCGAUUCAAUGUUUGUUGAUUCCGAGAAUGGAAUGUUUGCAUCCACUUUAGCUAAUGGGGGUGAUGGUGCUGCUGGAGAUGAUGAGGAAAUUGAUCCGUUGGAUGCUUUCAUGAAUUCUAUGGUGUUGCCUGAAGUUGAGAAGCUAAACAAUACUUUGGCGCCCUCAAAUGUUGAGGAUAAGAAUGUGGACCCGAAGAACAAAGAUAAGAAGCAUGAAGGAAGUAACGGCGAACAGCCACGGAAGGGUCCAAAAAAAUAUGUGGGGAGAAUAAUGCAGGGUGAAGAUUCGGAGUCAGAUUAUGGUGACCUUGAGAAUGAUGAGGAUCAUUCAGAAGAUGAAAAUGAUGAUGAGUUCAUGAAAAGGGUGAAGAAGACAAAAGCUGAGAAACUUUCUAUAGUUGACCACUCAAAGAUUGAUUAUAUAUCGUUCAGAAAAAAUUUCUACAUUGAAGUGAAAGAUAUCUCAAAGAUGACUUCUGAAGAGGUUGUUGCUUACAGGAAAGAAUUGGAAUUGAAGCUACAUGGUAAGGAUGUGCCAAAGCCAAUCAAAACCUGGCACCAAACUGGACUUACAAGUAAAAUCUUGGAGACAAUAAAGAAACUUAACUUCGAAAAGCCAAUGCCAAUUCAAGCCCAGGCUUUGCCUAUAAUUAUGAGUGGUCGAGACUGCAUAGGCGUUGCGAAAACUGGCUCGGGCAAAACCCUUGCAUUUGUGCUGCCAAUGUUGAGGCAUAUCAAGGACCAGCCAGAGGUGGUAGCUGGAGAUGGGCCUAUUGGGCUUAUAAUGGCACCGACGAGGGAGCUUGUACAGCAGAUCCACAGUGAUAUAAAGAAGUUUGCCAAGGUGCUUGGUAUCAGGUGUGUGCCUGUGUAUGGAGGUUCUGGUGUUGCCCAACAAAUUAGUGAAUUGAAGCGGGGCACUGAGAUUGUUGUCUGUACUCCAGGCAGGAUGAUUGACAUACUUUGCACAAGUGGGGGGAAGAUUACAAAUCUGCGUAGAGUCACUUAUUUGGUCAUGGAUGAAGCCGAUCGAAUGUUUGACAUGGGUUUUGAACCUCAAAUUACUCGAAUUGUUCAAAAUAUUCGGCCAGAUCGCCAAACUGUGCUCUUCUCUGCUACUUUCCCUCGUCAGGUUGAAGUUUUGGCGCGUAAAGUGUUAAACAAACCUGUGGAGAUACAAAUUGGUGGGAGAAGUGUUGUGAACAAAGACAUAACACAGAUGGUUGAGGUGAGGCCGGAAAGUGAUAGGUUCUUUAGAUUGUUAGAAUUACUGGGGGAAUGGUAUGAGAAAGGAAAAAUUUUGAUAUUUGUCCACUCGCAGGAGAAGUGCGAUGCUUUGUUCAAGGAUCUUAUCAGGCACGGUUAUGCUUGCCUCUCUCUUCAUGGGGCUAAGGAUCAGACAGAUCGUGAAUCCACCAUUUCUGAUUUUAAGAGCAAUGUCUGCAAUUUGCUGAUUGCAACAAGUAUUGCUGCCAGGGGGUUAGAUGUCAAGGAGCUUGAAUUGGUGAUCAACUUUGACGUUCCAAACCACUAUGAAGAUUAUGUUCACCGCGUUGGUCGUACAGGCCGAGCUGGCAGGAAAGGCUGUGCUAUUACAUUUAUAUCUGAUGAAGAUGCAAGAUAUGCACCUGAUCUUGUAAAAGCAUUAGAACUCUCUAAGCAAGCUGUUCCUGAUGAUCUGAAAGCUGUAGCUGAUAGUUUUAUGGCAAAAGUGAAUCAGGGACUUGAGCAAGCCCAUGGGACCGGUUAUGGUGGAAGUGGUUUUAAAUUUAAUGAAGAGGAAGAUGAAGUGAGGAGAGCUGCAAAGAAAGCACAGGCCAAAGAAUAUGGUUUUGAGGAGGACAAAUCAGAUUCGGAAGAUGAAGAUGAAGGUAUACGGAAGGCAGGUGGUGACAUAUCACAGCAGGCUGCCUUAGCUCAGAUAAUUGCUGCUGCCUCCAAAGUCAGUACACCUUCUAUGCAAACCCCUGCCUCCGCCUCCCAAUUGCUUCCCAAUGGUGGACUACCUGUUACCCUACCAGGCGUUAUUGGUCUAACAAUACCUGGAACAGCAGCAGCAGUGCCUGGGACUGGUUUGCCAGCUGCCAAUGAGGCGGCAGGGGCAGCUCGAGCAGCAGCAAUUGCAGCUGCUUUCAACUUACAGCAAAAUUUGGCGAAGAUUCAAGCUGAUGCAUUGCCUGAACAUUAUGAGGCGGAGUUGGAGAUAAAUGAUUUUCCCCAAAAUGCUCGAUGGAAGGUUACCCACAAGGAAACUUUGGGCCCAAUUUCAGAGUGGACUGGAGCUGCGAUUACUACCAGGGGCCAGUAUUUCCCUCCAGGUCGGGUUGCAGGACCUGGAGAACGCAAGCUUUACUUGUUCAUUGAGGGACCUACUGAGCAGUCUGUGAAGAGAGCUAAAUCAGAAUUAAAACGUGUUUUGGAAGACAUCACGAACCAGGCAUUACAACUACCAGGUGGAGCCCAGCCAGGCAGAUACCAAGUUUUAUAAGUCAGGAACCAAGCCUUCCAGGACUGUCAAUCUGGAAAACCAUCCAUACCACAUGAGAAGCUAGGAGGGAGAAAUCGAAACAGGAGGUUCGGAAGAACUGGAAAGAGGCAUAGAUCACCAUUUUGGUAUGCUUUCUGUAAAGGAUUUUCAGAAGGUUCUCUAUGUUCUUAAGUUGUGCGUCUUUAUGCAAUGAAGGAAUUGUUUCACUUGGUGCUGGGAUUCUAUAGAGCAGUCUGCUUGUCUCAUAAGGCUGCUUCCGUCGUUUUAUUUACGAGAUUCAUGGUUGUUUUCUGCUUCUUGUAGUGAGGUGCUAUCAGUGGAAAGGUGAUAGCUAGGGUUGUGGAGGAAACGGUUAGGUAUCAUGUAACUACAAAAUGUUAGGUGGUGUUGGAAAUAUGAGCCCCCUUUGUCUUACGUGACAGUUUCCGCCUA